AUGGCAUUUAAAUUCAUCAGAUUGUCGAUAGAAUUGGGGCCUGCGGCUCUUACCGCAGUGCCGGAGAAGCAGGGUCUUGACCUUGUUGCAGUUGGCGAUCAGAGUGGCGAAGGCUGCACCCUUGACAUUCAGGCAGAAGUUGAGCGCUACAGUCUCCAGGUGGAUGCAGUUUGUAGCCAGUAG
This is a messenger RNA of Protopolystoma xenopodis, 183 nucleotides long. NCBI's taxonomy places the organism in Eukaryota, Metazoa, Platyhelminthes, Monogenea, Polystomatidea, Polystomatidae. The record is from the annotation of a GenBank genome assembly.